This is a messenger RNA of Zalophus californianus (California sea lion), 1578 nucleotides long. It is a transcript of the gene CHID1, whose product is annotated as chitinase domain containing 1. Gene Ontology annotation, cellular component: extracellular region. NCBI's taxonomy places the organism in Eukaryota, Metazoa, Chordata, Mammalia, Carnivora, Otariidae. Gene Ontology annotation, biological process: carbohydrate metabolic process. Gene Ontology annotation, molecular function: oligosaccharide binding; chitin binding. The transcript has 14 exons. The record is from RefSeq and is a predicted model, not a curated record. The coding region runs from base 122 to 1531 and encodes 469 amino acids.
CCCAGCAUGCCGUGCGCGGCGGCGGCGAGCCAGCGUUCUGGGGCGGGACUUCCGGCGGCGCCCGCUAGCGUCUUCCGGCCGCGCGCGAGGGUGGUCCGGCCGGCCUCUGUGACAUGAAGGUAUGCUGUGGGAGUAUCCGGUGCCUCAGUGUGCAGACUUGCUGCUCUGUGAAGAGAAGCAGCUGGAGAGGAGGGUUUUGGAGGAGAUCAAACCAGCUCCUGGCCAGGAGGUCAACAGGGUGGAGGAGAUGGAGGGCCCCCUGGCCCCCGAGGUUGGACUGCACUGUGAUACUCCCACCAUGAGGACACUGCUCAGCACGCUCUGGCUUGCUCUGGCCUGCAGCUCUGUUCAUACUACUCUGUCAAAGUCAGAUGCCAAAAAGGCUGCCUCGAAGACGCUGCUGGAGAAGACACAGUUUUCAGAGAAGCCUGUCCAAGACCGGGGUCUGGUGGUGACCGACCUUAGGGCUGAGGAUGUGGUUCUGGAGCAUCGUAGCUACUGCUCAGCAAAGGCCCGGGAGAGGCACUUUGCUGGGGACGUCCUGGGCUACGUCACUCCAUGGAACAGCCAUGGUUACAAUGUUGCGAAGGUCUUCGGGAGCAAGUUCACGCACAUCUCGCCCGUGUGGCUGCAGCUGAAGCGGCGGGGUCGGGAGAUGUUUGAGGUCACCGGCCUUCACGAUGUGGACCAAGGGUGGAUGCGGGCAGUCAGGAAGCAGGCCAAGGGCUUACGUGUUGUGCCCCGACUCCUGUUUGAGGACUGGACUCAUGAGGACUUCCGGAAUGUCUUAGACAGCGAGGACGAGAUAGAAGAGCUUGGCAAGACCGUGGUCCAGGUGGCCAAGAGCCAGCACUUGGACGGCUUCGUGGUGGAGGUCUGGAGCCAGCUGCUGAGCCAGAAGCACCUGGGCCUCAUCCACAUGCUCACCCACCUGGCUGAGGCCCUGCAUCAGGCCCGGCUGCUGGCCAUCCUGGUCAUCCCACCGGCUGUCACUCCUGGGACGGACCAGCUGGGCAUGUUCACACACAAGGAGUUUGAGCAGCUGGCCCCCGUGCUGGACGGCUUCAGCCUCAUGACCUACGACUACCCCACAGCACAGCAGCCUGGCCCCAAUGCACCAUUGUCCUGGGUUCGAGCCUGCGUCCAGGUCCUGGACCCCAAGUCCAAGUGGCGCAGCAAGAUCCUCCUGGGCCUCAACCUCUACGGCAUGGACUAUGCAGCCUCCAGGGAUGCGCGUGAGCCCGUCAUUGGGGCCAGGUACAUCCAGAUGCUGAAGGACCACAGGCCCCGGAUCAUGUGGGACAGCCAGGCAGCAGAGCAUUUCUUCGAGUACAAGAAGCCUCAUCAUGUUUUGCAGAAGCCGCGGUGGGAGGCACAUGGUCUUCUACCCAACUCUGAAGUCUGUGCAGGUGCGGCUGGAGCUGGCCCGGGAGCUGGGCGUCGGAGUGUCCAUGUGGGAGCUGGGCCAGGGCCUGGAUUACUUCUACGACCUGCUCUAGGCCUGGCUGCGAGCGGAUGUGUGCUUUCCUGAGCGAUGGAGUGACCAGUUCACGUGUGAAAUACAGACUCUUCUCUGUU